AUGGCGCCACCUCACUCUCUUCCAUGUGGACCAAACUGCAGGAACGGAUUCUGUGCCCCAUACUGCUAUUAUAGCAGUCUAGCUCCACUGCCCCCACAUCUGCAGACGUACCAGCCACCGCCAUACUCACAACCACCAGGACCACCGCAGUAUGAUCCGCAAUAUCCCCCCCCCAACCUAUCCGCCGACUGCUCUGCCAAACUAUCCACCCACCAAUCCUCCGUACAAUCCACCAUACAUUCCUCCGGCAUACCCGUCCCAAUAUCCCUCUCACCCUCCGCAUUUACCUGA
This is a messenger RNA of Pieris macdunnoughi, 291 nucleotides long. Lineage: Eukaryota; Metazoa; Arthropoda; Insecta; Lepidoptera; Pieridae. The record is from the annotation of a GenBank genome assembly.